Messenger RNA from Cinara cedri, 2246 nucleotides. The record is from the annotation of a GenBank genome assembly. NCBI's taxonomy places the organism in Eukaryota, Metazoa, Arthropoda, Insecta, Hemiptera, Aphididae.
AUGGAAUCAAAAAGUAGCAGUAAUUUUAGCAUAAAUAACAGAUCGAGGUAUAUAGGAUCGUCGAAUAUACAGUUAAGGUACCUAUACCAGUAAAUAAAAUAUGUAAUAAUAGAUUUUAAGCAAAUUAAAUAUGUUAUUUUAUUCGUAUAGUGUUAACGAGUUGCACGGUCAUGAACCUUCGAAUUCUGAACAGACGAAUUCCGAAGAUUCUCGCAACUUGCGGUAAGUGAAAAACUACUUUGAAAAAUUAAAUACAUCUAUAAACUAUAUACUCAUCGUGUAACCUUUUGAUUUGAAUAGUGGUGAUGGAAGUGGAACGAAAAGAUCUACGUCUUCUAUUCAGCCAACAGCGAGAAAAGUGUAUAUACAAACACUUUAUUCACAGAGGUAAAAAAUAAAUAUAUUACUAUACAUACAAUUAAAUGGAAAUUUGAAUAAAGGUUCUCAUUUCAAUUUCAAAAGUUGAUUCAUAGUGUCCCUCGAGCCAUCCCCUCGGAAAACAGUAACCUUCGGAACAUUUUAACGUCCUAGUGUUUUGGUCUAGUGGUCAAUACUUCGAUUAUAAUUUAAUAUGUAGCAGGUUCGAACCCAAUAUAAGUUAUUAAAAUUUGCAAAAAAAAAUUCAGCUAUUGGCGUGAUGUAAUAUUCGUAAAUUGAAAACGUUGUAUAAUAUCAUAUCUGUAAUAAGAUUUUGACGCUUGUACAUGUUGAUUGUUGGACGAUUUGAUAAGUUAGUAAAUAAUCCGUGGUAAUAAACUCAUGCGAAGUCGAAAUUAAAAAUUAGUGCGAUCAUAUGAUUGAUACAUAGAUCAGAACAUUAGGACAAUAUUAACCCAAUCCAAUCGUGUAUAAAACGUAAUAUAUGAAAAAAGUGUGAGAAAAAACAAAAAAAAUUGGUGGUAACUGUGUAUGUGAUUGGAUUUAGAAAACUAUUGCAAAUUUUUUCUAUAUUUUUAAUUCGAAUUUUUUUAUUUUCCAUUUUUCGUUUUAAAAAUUUUUAUUGAAACUUAGUUUAAAAAAAAUAUUUUCUAUAAUAAAUGGAAAAAUUUAAAAUUAAAUUAAAUAGCGUCACCCUUAAUAAAUUCAUCAAAUUAAGUGAUUUAGAAACUGAUCAGAUAUAUUUAUGUAAAUAUUUUAGUAUUGAUAAAACAAGAUAUGGUGACAAAUUAAGUGUUAUUUUAGAUGAUAAAUUUAAAUUAUUUUUACCUGAUAGAUUUUUAAAUAAUUUUUCUCAUAAAGAAAUUGAAACAAUCAAUAAAAUUACACAAAAGCAAAUAUUUUUGGUUUGUAAAGGUGUAAAACAACUUAAUAACAAUAAAAUAUUUUAUUUGAUUGAAUUUGAAUAUUAUUAUAAUACAUAAUAUAUUAUUAUUAUAAUAUCUUUACAGUUAAACUAAAUUUUAUCUGUGUUCUAUAAUUUUUAUAUAUUCUUUCUAGUACGCAUUUUUAAAUUUAUUUUAAAUUAAAAAAUAUUAUUUAUAAUAAAUGAGAUUUACAAAGUUAAAAAAUUCUAUAUUUGGAGAUAAUUUAUUUGUUGGUGUUUUAGGUUUAAGUAUUACUUCAAAUUUAAUAAAUAUUAAAAUAGAUUGUUUAUUAAAAGGUGAAGGUAAUAUAAUUGAAUUAAAAUCUGAAAAAUAUACUAUAGAUGAAUUAAAUAAAAUUGUUGAUAUUAAUAAUAAUUAAUAAUUUUUAUUGAAAGAGAUAAAAUUAAUAUCGAAUCUAAUAUUUUUUUUAAAUUAGACGAAAAGUUAAAUAAAUAUUUAGGUUUUGAUCUUAAAAAAGAUAAGUAUUUUAACACAAUGAAAAAUACUAUAGUUGGAUAUAUUCCAUUGAAAUGUAUAUUAUCUAAUCUGGAUGAUGAGAUUAUACAAAUUAAUCAAGAAUGUAAAUUUAUUAUUGAGAGAAACGGACAUAUACUAAUCAAUACAUUAACAGUUGGAUUGUAUUCAUUAAAAUCUCUUGAAAAAAUAUUUAAUAGUUACCCAGAACAAAGUCUAAAUAAAACCACAAAAGUUACACAUGAUAACGGAUUAUUGAAAAUAUCAUUUCCAUUUAAUAUUGGGUUUGAUUCAUAUUUAUUUGAUUGUCUAGGUUUUGAAUAUAAAGUAAAUGAUAACGAUGUUACAAAACCUAAUGGAGAAAAAUAUUCAAAAUUAUUAGGCUAUAGAUGGCCUUCUCAAGAAGAUAUUGAGACAGGAAAAACAUUUUUUACUGCAACUGCUGAAAAAAAAAACAAAUUUAAAUAA